Messenger RNA from Indicator indicator, 3144 nucleotides. It is a transcript of the gene ATP9A, whose product is annotated as ATPase phospholipid transporting 9A (putative). Gene Ontology annotation, molecular function: ATPase-coupled intramembrane lipid carrier activity; ATP hydrolysis activity; magnesium ion binding. NCBI's taxonomy places the organism in Eukaryota, Metazoa, Chordata, Aves, Piciformes, Indicatoridae. The transcript has 28 exons. The coding region runs from base 1 to 3144 and encodes 1047 amino acids. Gene Ontology annotation, cellular component: plasma membrane; trans-Golgi network; endosome. Gene Ontology annotation, biological process: retrograde vesicle-mediated transport, Golgi to endoplasmic reticulum; phospholipid translocation; endocytosis. The record is from RefSeq and is a predicted model, not a curated record.
AUGACCGACAACAUCCCACUGCAGCCGGUCCGGCAGAAGAAGCGGAUGGACAGCAAGCACCGCAGCGGGUGUUGUGAUUGCUUAAGAUGCUGUGGCAGGAGAGACCCAAGGCCUCGUACUGUAUGGCUUGGCCAUCCAGAGAAGAGAGACCAGAGAUACCCUCGCAAUGUGAUCAACAAUCAGAAAUACAACUUUUUUACUUUUCUCCCUGGGGUGUUGUUUAACCAGUUCAAAUACUUCUUCAACCUUUAUUUCUUGCUUUUGGCCUGCUCUCAGUUUGUCGUUGAAAUGAGGCUUGGUGCACUUUACACAUACUGGGUUCCUCUGGGAUUUGUGCUUGCUGUUACUGUCAUCCGAGAGGCCGCGGAGGAGAUCAGAUGUUACAUGCGCGACAAGGAAGUGAACUCGCAGAUCUACAGCAAGCUCACAGCGAGAGGGACUGUGAAGGUGAAGAGUUCUAAUAUACAAGUAGGCGACCUCAUCAUUGUUGAAAAGAACCAGCGGGUCCCUGCUGACAUGAUCUUCCUGAGGACAUCGGAGAAGAAUGGGUCUUGCUUCCUUCGCACUGACCAGCUGGAUGGUGAAACAGACUGGAAAUUGCGGCUGCCUGUUACCUGUACUCAGAGGCUGCCAACUGCUUCUGACCUACUGCAAAUCCGGUCCUAUGUAUAUGCAGAAGAACCCAAUAUUGAUAUACAUAACUUUGUGGGGACCUUCACAAGGGAGGACAGUGACCCUCCAGUGAAUGAAAGUUUAAGCAUCGAAAACACCCUGUGGGCCAGCACAGUGAUUGCAUCAGGUACUGUUGUGGGAGUUGUUCUUUACACUGGAAGGGAACUGCGCAGUGUGAUGAAUACUUCAAACCCAAGAAGUAAGAUUGGUCUUUUUGAUUUGGAAGUGAACUGUCUUACCAAGAUCCUCUUUGGGGCUCUCGUGGUGGUCUCACUUGUCAUGGUGGCCCUUCAGCACUUUGCUGGUCGCUGGUAUCUUCAGAUCAUAAGAUUCCUCCUUCUGUUCUCAAACAUCAUUCCUAUUAGUUUACGUGUGAACCUGGACAUGGGGAAAAUUGUCUACAGCUGGGUGAUCCGCAGAGAUUCCAAAAUCCCCGGGACUGUGGUUCGGUCCAGCACUAUUCCUGAGCAGCUGGGGAGAAUAUCUUAUGUGCUUACAGACAAAACAGGAACUCUUACACAGAAUGAGAUGGUCUUCAAGCGACUUCACCUGGGAACAGUUGCCUAUGGCCUGGACUCCAUGGAUGAAGUGCAGAGCCACAUAUUCAGUAUAUACACGCAGCAAUCUCAGGACCCACCUGCUGUGAAGGGCCUUACUUUAGCCACCAAGGUGCGUAAAACCAUGAGCAGCCGCGUCCACGAGGCGGUGAAGGCAAUCGCGCUCUGCCACAAUGUGACACCAGUGUAUGAGUCCAACGGGGUGACAGACCAGGCUGAAGCUGAGAGACACUAUGAGGACUCCUGCAGGGUGUACCAGGCCUCCAGUCCUGAUGAGGUGGCCCUGGUGCAGUGGACCGAGAGCGUGGGCUUGACGCUGGUGGGCAGAGACCAGUCCUCCGUGCAGCUGAGGACACCGGGUGGCCACAUCCUGAACUUCACCAUCCUGCAGAUCUUCCCCUUCACUUACGAGAGCAAGCGCAUGGGGAUCAUCGUUCGGGAUGAAUCAACAGGAGAGAUCACUUUCUACAUGAAGGGGGCUGAUGUGGUGAUGGCUGCGAUUGUGCAGUACAAUGACUGGCUGGAAGAGGAGUGUGGUAACAUGGCUCGCGAAGGCCUGAGGGUUCUUGUUGUAGCCAAGAAGUCUCUGACAGAAGAGCAGUAUCAAGACUUUGAAGCACGCUAUGUCCAGGCAAAGCUGAGUGUGCACGACCGCUCCCUCAAGGUAGCCACAGUCAUCGAGAGCCUGGAGAUGGAGAUGGAGCUGCUGUGUCUCACUGGCGUGGAGGAUCAGCUGCAGACAGACGUCAGACCCACUCUGGAGACACUGAGAAAUGCUGGCAUUAAGGUGUGGAUGCUGACAGGGGAUAAGUUAGAGACAGCCACGUGUACAGCCAAGAAUGCACAUUUGGUGACACGGACACAGGACAUCCACAUAUUCAGACUAGUGACUAACCGUGGAGAAGCUCAUCUAGAGCUGAACGCCUUCCGCCGGAAGCACGACUGUGCUCUUGUUAUUUCUGGCGACUCGCUGGAGGUGUGUCUCAAAUACUAUGAGUAUGAGUUCAUGGAGCUGGCUUGCCAGUGCCCUGCUGUCGUGUGCUGCAGAUGCGCUCCGACCCAGAAGGCUCAGAUCGUGCGAUUGCUCCAGGAGAGGACUGGCAAACUUACCUGUGCAGUAGGUGAUGGAGGGAAUGAUGUUAGCAUGAUUCAGGAGGCUGACUGUGGUGUUGGGGUUGAAGGAAAGGAAGGAAAACAGGCAUCGCUUGCAGCCGAUUUCUCUAUCACUCAAUUUAAGCACCUGGGUCGUUUGCUAAUGGUGCAUGGAAGGAACAGUUACAAAAGGUCUGCAGCCCUCAGUCAGUUCGUGAUCCACCGGAGCCUGUGCAUCAGUACAAUGCAGGCUGUUUUCUCAUCAGUAUUUUACUUUGCUUCAGUUCCUCUCUACCAAGGCUUCCUCAUAAUUGGGUACUCCACAAUUUACACAAUGUUUCCAGUGUUUUCUCUAGUCCUGGACAAGGAUGUGAAAUCUGAAGUUGCAAUGUUAUACCCAGAGCUCUACAAAGACCUUCUUAAGGGACGACCAUUGUCAUACAAAACGUUUUUAAUAUGGGUCUUAAUAAGCAUCUAUCAAGGUAGUAUCAUCAUGUAUGGAGCUCUCCUCCUCUUUGAAUCUGAAUUUGUCCACAUUGUUGCGAUUUCCUUCACAUCCUUGAUUCUCACUGAGUUACUGAUGGUGGCAUUGACGAUCCAGACGUGGCACUGGCUCAUGAUAGUGGCCGAGCUGCUCAGUCUCUCCUGCUACAUAGCUUCUCUGGUCUUCUUACAUGAGUUUAUUGAUGUUUACUUCAUUGCAACUUUGUCAUUCUUGUGGAAAGUCACUGUCAUCACCUUGGUGAGCUGCCUUCCCCUCUACGUCCUGAAGUACCUGAGACGAAGGUUUUCUCCCCCAAGCUACUCGAAGCUGACAUCAUAG